This is a messenger RNA of Entelurus aequoreus (snake pipefish), 2597 nucleotides long. RefSeq names its product zinc finger protein OZF-like. The transcript is spliced from 3 exons. The record is from RefSeq and is a predicted model, not a curated record. Gene Ontology annotation, biological process: regulation of transcription by RNA polymerase II. Gene Ontology annotation, molecular function: RNA polymerase II cis-regulatory region sequence-specific DNA binding; DNA-binding transcription factor activity. Bases 732 to 2195 code for a protein of 487 amino acids. NCBI's taxonomy places the organism in Eukaryota, Metazoa, Chordata, Actinopteri, Syngnathiformes, Syngnathidae.
UGACGUGGGGUACGCGCAUGCGUGGACCGAUCGGGUGAUAAAGCAAGAUGGCGUCUGACGGAGAAGGCUUAAACGCGGGCAUUAUAUUUCUAUAUUCUUACAUAUAUGUUGUUUAAUAGAGUACACACGGUUAAUAAUUGUUUGUAUCAGGAUACAUUAGUCCGAGCGCACUUUGACACUUCUCCUGUUUGCUAGCUUCAUUCAAGGUAGCUUGCAGCUAGUUUCGCUGGCUAGUUAGCUUAGCUUGUUAGCUGCUAACAGAAGACACAGAAGUUAUCAACACAUCGCUAAGUAGGGAACUAAUGUGAGUGUAAAGUGUUGUGAUUGUGUGAAAAUGUGCGAAAGAACGAUGGCAAAGUACGAGGAGGAACUUUGUCCAACAAAAGAAGCGAACGACCGACAACAACUGCUGGAUGUUUAUUAUAAGAAACAUCAUCAAGUUGUGUUACACAGAACAGUAUUCUGGACAUCUGUGUUGGUGAAUCUUUUGCAAUUUGUUUAAUGAACAAUGGAGACUGCAAAGAAGAAAGUUGUAGGUAAGAUCGGUGUAUUAGCGGCUGGCUGUAGCAACACAACAAGGAGGACUUACUUGGAUAGCAGACGCGCUAGCCAACGCCAGCCGCCAACCGCAUCUGUGAUCGGGUGAAGUCCUUCGUCGCGCCGCCGAUCGCUGGAACGCAGAUGUCUGUGAAGAACAACUUCUGCCUGAAAGACAGGAGUGUAGCUUCAGGAUGGUGAAGGAGGAUCCAUCAAAGAGGAAGACCAGGCGCCACAGACCCUCUGGCGUCUCAUUUUCCCCUUUGACACAGACCCUUCUCUGUAAAAAGGAAGAGGAAGACUCACUGACGCCCCACAUUAAAGAGGAAGAGAAGGAACACAGCAUCAGUCCGGAGGGAGAGCAUCUAGAAGGACUGGUGGAGUUCCCAGUGACUGGUGUCCCUGUGAAGAGUGAAGAUGAUGAGGUCAAAGGUCAAAGUGAGGAGAAGAGAGAGGCGGAGCCUCCAAGCAGCAGCUCAACACAACACAUGACAACAGAAGCUGAUGGAGACCACUGUGGAGGAUCACAAGCAGACAAGCUCUUAGCUCCACUAUCAGAUAGUGAGGAUACAACAUCACACUCUCCUGACACUGAUGAUGAAGACUCUAAAGAUGAUAAGACAUGUCACACUGACAACACUCACUUGAAAUGUGCUCACUGUGACCAAACAUUUAAAAACCAUAGUCAUCUGAAAAGACACAUGAGAAGACACACUGGAGAUAAACCUUUUUCUUGUUCAAUCUGUGGCUUGUCUUUUACAAGGAAGGACAAUAUGAAUGAUCACACAAGAGCACAUAAAGGAGAAAAACCAUUUUCGUGUUCUGUGUGUGAUUCAAGGUAUGCACGAAGUCGAGAUUUGAAAAAACACCUGAAAAGACACACUGGGGAAAACCUUUUUAAGUGUUCUGUGUGUAAUUCAAGUUUUGUCCAAGGUGAACAUUUGAAAAGACACAUGAGAACACACACAGGAGAAAAACCUUUUACCUGUUCACUCUGUAGUAAAGGUUUUGCACAAAGUCACAAUUUGAAAGUACACAUGAGAACACACACUGGUGAAAAACCUUUUUCCUGUUCAACCUGUGGUAAAGGUUUUACACACAGUCAGAGUUUGAAAGAACACAUGACAAUACACAGUGGAGAAAAACCUUUUUCCUGCUCAAUUUGUGGUGAAGAUUUUGUACGGCGACAGUCUGUAAAAGUACACAUGAGAACGCACACUGGUGAAAAACCUUUUUCUUGUUCAAUCUGUGGUAAAAGUUUUACAGAAAGUCGUUGUUUGGAAAGACAUACAAGAGCGCACACUGGUGAAAAGGCUUUUUCCUGUUCAAUCUGUGGUAAAGGUUUUACAGAAAGUCAAUAUUUGAAAGUACACAAGAAAACACACACUGGUGAAAAACCUUUUUCCUGUUCAAUCUGUGGCAAAGGUUUUACAGAAAGUCAGAAUGUGAAAAGACACAUGAGAACACACACUGGUGAAAAAUCACAUUCCUGUUCAAUCUGCAACAAAAGCUUUUGUGAACGAUCAUACCUUGUAGCACACAUGAGAACACACACUGGAGAGAAAGUGUUGAGUUGCAGUGUGUGUGGUGAAAGAUUCUCUUCUAAGUACCAGUGUAAGAAACACAAGUGUGCUGGUGAGAACAGCAGCAGCAAAUGAAACUGCAGGAUUUGAAAUAAACUGUCAAGACUUAAAUUUUGACUUUCUAACAACAUCAGCACAUAUAACAUGUGUGACAUUGUUGUUUGUGUAACAAUCUUUUUAAUAUGCUUCUACAUUUAUAUAUUGGAUAUUUUGUAUUAGUGCUUUUUUCAGUCAAGUACAUGCAUUAAUAUGCAACAUUGUGUACUUUUAUUAAACAUUGAACAGAACAAUUUGACUGAAAAGGUAAGAGUAAACAGUACAAUACAUAGUUUACAUACAAUAAGCAUUUUAUGUAUAUAUAUAUAUUCAUCAUACAAUUUUAGACUUAUUCAUGAUAGUGUUUUUAUAGGUGCUUGAAAUAUUGAAGUGUGACAUAUUUUUAUUUCUAAUUGUUAAUGGUCCCAUAGAUUAGCACCU